Osmia lignaria (orchard mason bee) is the source of this 996-nucleotide messenger RNA. Lineage: Eukaryota; Metazoa; Arthropoda; Insecta; Hymenoptera; Megachilidae. The record is from RefSeq and is a predicted model, not a curated record.
AUGGCGGAGAUUGGAGCAAUAAUCGAUGAGUAUGACAUACUGGCGGUCAUGGAGACGUGGCUGUAUCCGGAGUUUGCACUCUCAUUCAAGGGAUAUAAGAUAGUAAAACGAGAUGCGCUCGACAGCACGAAUAGAGGAACUAGAAGAGGUACAGCCGAGGGAGGCCUGUGCCUCAUAAUAAAGGAGCAAAUAAAAUUCCAGGAAAAAACGAUAAACGAUGAUACGAAUAUGGAAACGUUGGCGGUAUCCAUUGAGUCAGAGGAGGGUAACACCGACCUGAUCUUGAUAUAUAGAAGCCCAUCCAAAAACACCACACAAACGCAGUGGAACAAUCUUCUUGAUAACCUAGAAAGAAAUGAGAGAAUGAUCAUAAUGGGAGAUAUGAACGCCAAGAAUAUGAUGUGGAACUGCGCAGAAGACGACACGCAGGGAUUAAGAUUGGCAAACAUCCUGGAGGAAAGGGACCUGUUCGUGGUAAACGGGCACACCCUGUCUCGCCCGGCCUCGGGCUCGUACAGGGCGUCCAAUAUAGACUUGCUUAUAACGAAAUUUGAAAUGUUGCAGAGGAUAGACGCCAGUAACUCGGGACUCACGCUGGGGUCGGAUCACCAAAUAAUUGAUAUACAGACGGAUAUGACAGUGCCUCCGGGCGGCGUGAGUAAACGCUUCUCGACAAGAAAGUACGGAUACAAAAAAAUCAACUGGAACAUGUACAAAAUGAGAAUGGACGUGGCGAGUGGGGACCUUGCGAGGAGCGGGCCCGAGGUGAUGAGCGAGACGGAGGAGGAAGCGGAAAUAAGAAAGGCAAUAUAUAAGGGAUUGAAGGAGGCAGGAGCCACCAAAUCCAAGCAGAUUCGAAACAAUCACGGGAGACCCAAGGAGAAUGGGAAAAGAAAGAACAAAAGAAGAUGGUGGGAUGAGGACUGUGAUAGGGUAAGAGAGGAGAAGAAGAGAGCCCUAAACACGUUCAAUAGAAGACGAAACGAAGAAACCUGA